CAACAAAUCAUGGAACAACCAUUAAUAGUCCAAGCCGAGUACUCCUUCAAGGGGGGCAACAAUGAUGAAUUGUGCUUUAAGAAAGGUGAUCUAAUCACUGUGACACAGCGUGAAGAGGGUGGCUGGUGGGAGGGUACACUAAACGAUAAGACUGGCUGGUUUCCCAGCAAUUAUGUUAUGGAAUACAAGGCACCAUUGCCCAUUACCGAUUCGAUUCGGCCACCCGAGGAGAUACAAGAAUAUCGAUCGGUAGUACUCAAAGAUUUGCUCGAUUCGGAGCGGGCGCAUGUGGCUGAGGUCCAAGGACUGUUGGAGAAUUUUUUGGAACCACUACAGCAAACACAAAUUUUGAAUACCGAUGAAUACGCUCAAUUAAUGUGCAAUUUUGUUGAGGUUGUCAAGACCCACGAAGAGCUGCUGACACAAAUGGAAGAGUGCAAUGAUCGUGUGGGCAAACUAUUUCUAAAUAAGGCACCACUGAUGAAACAAGUUCAUCAGGCCUAUUGUGCUGCACAUCCCAAAGCUAUUGUUAUAUUAGAUAAAUACAAAGAUGAACUGGAAAAAUACAUGGAACAGCAGGGAGCUGCAAAACCUGGCCUUUUAGUCCUCACAACGGGUCUGUCCAAACCAUUUCGCCGUCUGGAUAAAUACUCAGCCAUGUUGCAAGAAUUGGAACGACACAUGGAAAGCAGUCAUCCUGAUCGAGGGGAUACACAACGAAGUGUAGCGGUUUAUAAGGAUAUUGCGGCCACCUGUUCCGCCACCCGCAGACAAAAAGAACUUGAACUACAAGUCUUAACGGGUCCUGUACGUGGUUGGCAAGGCCAGGAACUCAGUUCAUUGGGUGAAAUAAUUCACAUGGGCAGUGUGGCAGUGGGUUUGGAUCAUCGCGAUCGUUAUUUUGUAUUAUUUCCACAGACAUUACUCAUAUUGAGUGUUAGCCAGCGAAUGAGUGCUUUUAUUUAUGAGGGUAAAUUACCCUUAACGGGUAUUGUGGUUAAUCGCCUGGAAGAUUCCGAUACCUUUAAGAAUGCCUUUGAAAUCAAUAGUCCUUUGAUUGAGAGGAUUAUUGCCGUUUGCCAGGGACCCAAUGAGGCCAAUAAAUGGGUCGAGUUGUUAACCUCAACCAAUGCCAGUUUACCAAUUGGCAUUAAACGUCAACAUAGUAAUUUAAGUAUAGGAGGCGGUGGCGGAGGAGGUGGUGGCGGAGGCCACAUUUCAACACCACCCAGUCAUAUGUCCCCACCGGCAAAUCUCGGUCUGCUCAGUCAACGAAUAAAUCAACAACAGCAGCAGCAACAACAACAAACGAUCAACAACAUCGGACAAUCAACAACAGCAGCACAAGCAACGAACAAUUCAGCCACAAUCAAUCGACUGGAGAACAAUCAUCAACAGCAGCAGCAGGCAGCAGCAACGUCACAACACAAACGGAGCCUUUCGUUCAAUCAUCAUCUCAGCUACAAUCAAUACACACACACUCAGCAUCCACCACCUCAUCAAAUGCAUCAUCAUCCUCAACAACAACAACAGCCACCAAGUCUACCAAGUCAUCCAGUGGCAGUGCCAAACCACAAAUCAAAUUUAGUCCAGACAUCGAACAGUAUUUCGAAGACACAAAUGCCGGUGCAUCAUACGGGAAACACCAUGGCGGGAGCAGCAGUGGCGGCGGGGGGAAACGCAAGGACAGGAAACACAAAAGCUAAUUGGAAUAUUACAAAUAUGCGCCCAGCACCACCAUUACGCCCUAGCAUUUUAAAUACCAGCACAACCGGCGGUAAUAGUAGUGGUGGUGGCAGCGGUGCCGGUGGUAGUAUUGGUUCCAAUCUAUCCAAUUAUUGUAAUGGUCGUAAAAAUCAAC
Musca vetustissima is the source of this 1861-nucleotide messenger RNA. Its product is annotated as rho guanine nucleotide exchange factor 7-like. The record is from RefSeq and is a predicted model, not a curated record. Gene Ontology annotation, molecular function: protein binding; guanyl-nucleotide exchange factor activity. The transcript is spliced from 7 exons. The annotation marks the transcript as partial. NCBI's taxonomy places the organism in Eukaryota, Metazoa, Arthropoda, Insecta, Diptera, Muscidae.